AUGAAUCCCACCGGAGCAGCAGCCAAGGGCAGUCCCAAGAAAUUCAAUGUGUUGGCCCACUUCAAGUACGAGCAUCUGGUGGCCGGAGUAUCCGGAGGUGUAGCGUCCACAAUUAUACUUCAUCCACUGGACCUUAUCAAGAUUCGAUUUGCUGUUAACGAUGGACGGACAGCGACAGUGCCCCAGUAUCGUGGAUUGGGCAGCGCCUUUACCACCAUUUUCCGUCAAGAAGGCUUCCGGGUCUACAAGGGUGUCACCCCCAAUAUCUGGGGAUCGGGCUCCUCCUGGGGGCUGUACUUCAUGUUCUACAACACCAUCAAGACAUUCAUCCAAGGCGGCAACACAACGAUGCCGCUGGGUCCCGCCAUGCAUAUGCUGGCUGCCGCCGAGUCUGGAGCCCUCACCCUGCUCCUAACCAAUCCCAUUUGGGUGGUUAAGACGCGGUUGUGUCUGCAAUGUGACUCCUCGACCAGUGCCGAGUACCGGGGAAUGGUGCAUGCCCUGAGCCAGAUCUACAAGGAGGAGGGUGUCAGGGGACUAUACAGAGGGUUCGUGCCCGGCAUGCUGGGCGUCUCCCACGGAGCCAUUCAGUUCAUGACCUACGAGGAGAUGAAGAACGCCUACAACGAAUACCGCAAGCUGCCCAUCGAUACGAAACUGGCCACCACCGAGUAUUUGGCCUUUGCGGCCGUCUCCAAGCUGAUUGCGGCAGCAGCCACAUACCCGUACCAGGUGGUGCGUGCCCGACUGCAGGAUCAUCACCACCGCUAUAACGGCACCUGGGACUGCAUCAAACAGACUUGGAGAUUUGAGGGCGUCGGCGGCUUUUACAAGGGCCUGCAGGCCAGUCUGACGCGUGUGAUACCCGCGUGCAUGAUCACGUUCCUCGUGUACGAGAACGUGUCGCAUUACAUGCUGGCCAAGCGGAAAAGAGCCGAGGGUCAGGCUCAAGCCAUAAAGAAGGACAACAAUUGAACGAAACUCGCAUAAACUUACGAUUCAGGAUUCCUCUAGUUUAUAAUUAAGAAGUUUAUGUACCUCUAUAUCGCAUUACAUUGUAUCAGUAGUCGCAGGACGGCUGCUCACGUGUUGAGCACUGCAAGCUGCUCUUAGUGCCAAGGCUGUUGAACGAUGCUUUAGUCUGUAAGAGGCUGGUUUUAUAUCGACAUGGAUUGUUGUUCCUACGGUGCUUAGCCACUGAUUUUUCACCGUCUGACAAACCAGUGAUUGCUGAGACCCAAAUACAUUAUUGUGUAGUCUAUUAUUGAAAUGUAAAUGUAAAUAAAUGUUGGAUUAAGAUCAAAAUACUUAUAAAAACAGCCUCACCCAGGCAGCGUACAUUGUCAGGGUAAGCUUUAAGAAAGCAUCAAUGUUGGUUGGGUCAAUAAAUAAAUCAUUAAAUAUUUUGCAUUCCAAA
This is a messenger RNA of Drosophila obscura, 1417 nucleotides long. RefSeq names its product mitochondrial folate transporter/carrier. The record is from RefSeq and is a predicted model, not a curated record. Gene Ontology annotation, biological process: folate import into mitochondrion; nucleotide transport. Gene Ontology annotation, molecular function: folic acid transmembrane transporter activity; FAD transmembrane transporter activity. Gene Ontology annotation, cellular component: mitochondrion. Lineage: Eukaryota; Metazoa; Arthropoda; Insecta; Diptera; Drosophilidae.